CUGAUUCGAGAUCAGUUUUUCUCAAAGUCAAGGCCGCAUUUUCAGUGUUUGCGGUUCGUAUUGAAGUUGGGUAGGCUGAUCUUGGAUCAGUUGCUCAGGGCAAAAUACAUGCCGCGCAAGCAGUGUUGUCAUGGCGGCGUUUUAAACUGAACGUUGGGGAAGUUUACCUAGUAAUCACAAGCUAGCAAGCGGCCGCAAGUUUUAAUGUAGCUAUUGACCUAUCUAGCUAUAUACAUUACUGAAGUAAUAAACUUUCAUUCUCUGCUAAAUUCCUAUUUAAUUGCGUAUUAGCUUUAUAUUUUAAAAGAGCUAACUGUCCAUGCUAGCUAGUAAAGUAAGUUAACGUUGUAUUAGCUCGUUUUACUUGGCUAGACUAACUAACAGGCUGAGGGAGAUUUUUCCUCUCAGUAUGUUUGCUUGCCAACAAACAAUUGUGCAUCUGACAAGAGGAUGCCUUGCAAAUAAGCUAAUUUAGGCGGUAAGCUAGGGUCCUAGCAACAGGGUGAAUUAAAUGUUUCGUAGCUGCUGGCUAGUAAGCUAUGAUAACUAAAAUUACCUAGCUAGCUAGCUAGCGAUAAGGUAUGUAUUUGGACGAAUGUUAAAUAUUACAUCAACGGUAAUUGCCGUUUCUUCAGUAUUUCUUCACGUAAGGCACAAUAGCGAACAGGUAGCUAACUAAGACAGAAACAUGACUGGCAAGUUUCGGAUACGAUCCCAGCUGACCUGCGUUGAUGAGCUGGGCCAUUUAAAUGGCUCUUGGGUCGCCUCUGGUUCGGCUCAGACUCGGAAUGAGGGAUAUCCACAGACUCAGUUGCUCUUUAACAAGGCCCUGCCAGCCAGUACCUCGAACCGCGUGACCCAUGUGAACCCCCCGGCGCCCAUUGUAAUCGAGAAGCUGGUCACGGGGCGUACGUCGCAGAACGGCAGCGACAGCGUCCGUAGCUCGCUCUGCUUCUCCGCCCUGUCAGAGGAGCGGCUGCAGGCGGCAGUCAGGCUGGCCCGGAGGGACCUGCAGCGGAGACGGCAGGAGUCCAUCCUGGGCUCCCCCCCGCAACAGACACCCCAGGGCGCAGACCACCGCAAGCUGAAUAAAGCUGUUAGUGCAGGAGGUGCAGCAGGCCCAAAGGGGACCCGGUCUGGAGCCCAGGUUCUGCUGUACACGCCGCAGAAGCUUCCCUUACCUCCCGGCACUGAGCUCGGCCUGUCCCCCCCGACCCGAGACUCAGGCCCUCAGCCCAAAGCCUCUGGCCAGGAGGCCAAGCUCAGUCAAGAGAUCUGCAGGCUGCAGAAAGAACUGGGGACCUACAUUCAGAGGAUUGAACAGCUGGCUAACAGAGGACAGCAUGUGGAGGAGCGAUUGGACCCAGAUGAGGAGCGUCGAGUGGAGAUCCGCAGACAGGAGCAGGCAGCCCGCUCUGCUCGUAUUAUAUAUGUGCUCCAGCAACAGGUGAAAGGGAUUCAAGAAGAUUUAGACAAGCUGCGCUCACAGAAGAUAAAGCAUACAAAAAAGUCCAGAGCAGUGGACAGGCUAGCCGCGGCUCACAGAGGGGCCGUCCGAGCCAUACAGGUCUUCAUCAGUCAGCUACCCGACCAAUCGGAGAGGAAGAUGCCGUCCCAUUACAGGGAGCUGGGGCAGCUGAUUCGCCAGCUGUCUCUGUGUUCGGCCAAGGUGGAGGCGGGGCUGGGGUCCUCCGUUCCCGAGACGGCUAUCGACAUCCUGCAGAAAGUGGAGGCCCUGGACUCUGCCCUCACUAAGCAGGAGAGAGGGAGGCCCAAAGAGCCGAGGGCGAGCAGCAGCUCUCCAGCGAGGCGCAGGUCCCCCGGGGGCCGACAGCACAGCGCCUCCCCUCCCCGAGCGCCGAGAGCGUCAGCCGCCAGGGGCCCCGCCGGGCCCCGCAGACCCGCCGCUCUUAAAAAGAAUCUGCCAGACAGGAGAUUGCCAGCAGCCUGGCCUGACGGUCCUCUGAACCGAGAUGAGGUGCUGAGGGCGGGGCUGGACAGACUCAUUCGUGCCCGAGGACUCGGGGGCGGGGCUUCCAGGAGUCACAGAGGCCCCCCGCAGCCUGAGAAGCCCAAGAAGCGCACACCCUUGAACGACGGAAGGUUGCAGAAACCAACGGUCUCGUCCCGUCUGAAGGAGGCCCAGAUGCAGCAGAAAGACGCCUCCAUCCCCUGGAUACCCACAUCUCCACACGCCUCUCCUCCACAGCUAGCCCAGCCCCAGCCCAGGAGCAUGGAGCCCCGGUGUCUGUUCUCCCAGCUGAAGCAGUCCGCGGGCCAGGGGGAGCAGCGAGGCCCCCCCAGCCCCCCCAGCGCCCCUGGGGCCCGGGGCCUGGACGCGGAGCAGAGGAGAGAAGCGCACAGUGAAGCUGUCCGGCAGGCGUGGGUGGAUAAGGAGACCACGCGCAGGCUGAGGGAGCUGGGCCAGCUCAGUAAGGAGGAGUCCGAGCGGAUCAACAGACUCAGGGAAGAGGUGGGCUCCCCGACACUCUGGGCACAGAGAGCAGAGAGUGAAGCUCGUGACAGACUUCAGCCUCUGCUGACUCAGGCACAGCAGAUCCGGGAGUCCUGGGACAGAAAGGCUGGAUCACUGAGGCAUCGGCUGUGUGAACAGGCUACUGACAGAGCUGCAGUAAACGCAGAGCUGCUGAGCGAGGCCAUACUGGAGGAUGUGCUGGAGGACACGGCUCAGGCCCUGUGGGCUGCAGAGAGGAGCAGGGACCUGGAGCAGGGAGCUCUACAGCUGCUGCAGGCCCCUACACUGGAGAGCAUGCUCCUUAGGAUGGAGGAGAUGGAGAAAGACCAGGAGGCGGUGCGUCUGCGCUUAGCCGGCAUUUCAUACUCCAACCUUCUGUUCAGCGCAAAGGAUGAUGGGACAGCUCCAGACCCCAGGCCGUCCUCCCCCCGGCCCCUGCGUCUCACCAGGCCGGCCCUGCGGGGCGGGACUGCUGCCGACAUUGUGCUGGAGGGCCCUGUGGAGGCCGGGGCUGCUUUUGAGUCCUCUCUGAGUGAGGACACCUCCCCCUUGCCAAGCCCUACUAAACCAGCGGACCCACCCACAGUAGAGAGAGGCGGAGCCAUCCCACUGUCCCUGCCAGUCAGCAUGCAGAGAAGCAUGCUGGCGUACAGGCAGGAUUUUGAGUCAUACCUGCGUCUGGUGUCUCACGAAGCUGUGGGCAGUUUCAAUCCCUGGGCCAUCGCUGACAGGAUCAACAGUGCAUCAAACGCAUCACCUCUGCUGUAUGUUGUGUCCUCAUUAUCUCCCAAUCCUGUCAGUCAUAACCUUUGGCAAUUGGCAAUCCUGAUAAGCUUGUUUUACAUUAAUCAUUAGCCUGAGCUAAUUUGAUCCCCAUAUCAUUGUGCAACAAACAAAUAAAAGUAAUAAAAGUUUCAACAUUGUCACGAACCUCGUAUUUUAAAUUAAAAAUGAAAAUGUUCAAUAGUAAAAAAUGUUCAUUUUUAUCUGAAAAAUAACUUAUGCAGCUGCAUAAUAUUAUCUGCCUGGUGACUCUCUUGUAUGUCCCCCACAAUGUGUACUGCACAGUUAAAACCAAUAUGUCCCAGGUUAAAAUGCAUACUGUACAGUUGGGACCAAUAUGUCUCAGGUUAAAAUGCAUACUGUACAGUUGGGACCAAUAUGUCCCAGGUUAAAACAUGUAUUGCCUAUUGUGAGCUUUAUGGUGAAUUGCAGUAUUUGUGUGAUCUUCUAUGUCUCUUUCAUAUUGGUAUUGGUCUCCACAGUAACGUUUUAAGUCUUUUUGGUGCAUUUACGUGCAUUUACGUGCAUUCACACAGUACAGCCUCUGCUGCAGCAGAUUAUUCUCAGAGCUGUCACUUGAGAUUGCCCAUGAUGUCACUCCCACCAACCAUGCUGUGCAUUGGAAUUGGGUUUCAUUUCAAAUGAUCUCAGUUCAGUGCAUCAAAGAAGCCUAUGUGAGAUUCCUGAGAGUCUGCAGCUUCUUGUUCUGCUGCUUUAAUGCCUAGCCUAGCAGCCUUUAUGCAGAUUUUAAGGGGUGUCAUGGCAACAGUGGCGCGGCAGUCGUAUUCUAUUGUUGCGUUACCCUUCAUACGUCCAGAGUUUGGCAAAUUGGGAAGUUUCCCCUGUGUCAGCCGUCCACUAAUAAGGGCAACUACAGUGUGGACUGCCAGUAUAACCCGUGGGAGGUUUAUUAGUGCAUACAAACAGCAGUAAGGUGACCUUAGAUAGGCCUCUGGGAGACUGUUUAAAAUGGCAUGAAGAGAUCACACUAACUAGAAACCCUUGCAUGUUUACUAGCCUACCUGACUGUCCUAAACUCUCAGAACAUUAAACAACAACAAAAAAUUUUUUUUGGUGCAGUUUCCCAGUUAUGAAAAAACAAUGGCAAAUGCCUAAAUGUUCUGGAAAAUAAUGAAUUGUCCUAUUAAAUUUUUCUAGUGUGAGGUUAUCGGCCAAAAGUACAGCAGACUGGAGCUGGUGAGGACAGUAGAGGCUGAGAAGUCUCUGGGUUAAUGCUUUGGUGUGUCUAGCUUUGAACCUUUCUCUGAAAGUUAACUUUAGCAGGUGAGCAGGUUAGGAUUUUGGGAAUAAGAUCCCCAUCACUUGGGUGGAGGCCCUUUUAUGUUGCACCUAGAUGAGCCCCUGACUGACUGCAGCUGGUGGUGAGUAUAGAGGACAGCUGGCUUCUGCUGAACUACUGCUGCAAUCACUGUGGCACUGGCAGUGCUCAACCAUGCUGGGCCGCUGUCCAUGGUGCUGAACCACCUUGGGCCACUUCGUGGUGGUGAAUCCCUUUUGGACACUGUCCAUGGUGCUGAUUGUGGAACAUGGGAGAUACUGAGAGAUAAGUUGAGUGGGGUGGGGUGGGCCUGGGCAGGGCAGAGCAAAGUAAGCACUCCAUACACCCCAGUGGAAACUAAAAGGAUUUGACUGGCCUCAGGAAAUUCCAUAAAUGGGCCAAAGGAGAGGCUUUUAGAGUAGUUUUCUUCUCUCUGGUGUCAGUGAAACACACUGCUUAAAUUGGCUGUAAAAUAAGCUUUCUCCCAGAGGGGUGAGCUUCCUCUACAUCUGCCUUAUUACUCUGAACAUAUGGCAAGAGAGAGCGAAUCUCUCUCAAAUACUCUUCUAGACUGUUAUUACUGUCUGUUUAGUAAGGAUCUCUGUACCUAUCUGUCUG
This is a messenger RNA of Anguilla anguilla (European eel), 5156 nucleotides long. RefSeq names its product KIAA0753 ortholog. The transcript has 18 exons. Bases 689 to 3331 code for a protein of 880 amino acids. Gene Ontology annotation, biological process: protein localization to centrosome; centriole replication. The record is from RefSeq and is a predicted model, not a curated record. Lineage: Eukaryota; Metazoa; Chordata; Actinopteri; Anguilliformes; Anguillidae. Gene Ontology annotation, cellular component: centriolar satellite.